GGCCCUCGGCUCCCUCCUCCUUUUCCCCCGCCUCCAUUUUGUUCGCGGACGCUGGGGACGGUGGGAGCGGAUCCAUUUCCGGGUUGGUAAAAGGGGCGGCGGCGAGAGAGAGAGAGAGAGAGAGAGAGAGAGAGAGAGAGAGAGAGAGAGAGAGAGAGAGAGAGAGAGAGCGAGAGAGAGCGAGAGAGCUUGCCGCGGGGCGAACGAGCAGGACUAAACCAGGACUGAGGUGACGGAGGAUUCGCUCCCGGAGCAGCCCCCCGCCGAGUGGGAAAGACGCCGGGGCGGCUGAGCCCGCCGCUGAGGUAUAUGAAUGACCUAAAGCGGCAAAUAAAGACGGAGAGACAACGGUGCCAACUGGAGCAGGGCAAGAAUGCCAAUUCCUCCUCCCCCUCCGCCCCCGCCUGGUCCUCCCCCACCUCCCACAUUUAAUCAGGCAAACACAGAACAGCCCAAACUCAGUAGAGAUGAGCAGCGGAAUCGAGGCGCCCUCUUACAAGACAUUUGCAAAGGGACCAAACUAAAGAAGGUGACCAACGUUAAUGAUCGGAGUGCUCCUGUCAUCGAGAAGCCCAGAGGGAGCAGUGGUGGCUACGGCCCCGGAGCUGCUGCUCUGCAGCCCAAAGGAGGUCUCUUUCAAGGAGGAGUGCCGAAGCUCCGACCUGUGGGAGCCAAGGAUGCUUCAGAGGCUCCAGCUGGUAAGCCGGCCCUGCAAGUCCCCAGCUCUCGAGCUGCUGCUCCAAGGCCUCCGGGGUCUGCAGCCAGUGGGCGUCCUCACGAUGAUACAGACAGCAACCGAGCCUCCCUCCCAGAACUGCCCCGGAUGCAGAGACCCUCCUUACCGGACCUCUCUAGGCCCAACACCGCCAGUGGCACAGGCAUGAAGCACAGCUCCUCUGCACCUCCCCCACCACCUCCAGGGCGGCGUGCCAACGCGCCCCCCACCCCUCUGCCUCUGCACAGCAACAAAGCCCAAGCCUACAACAGGGAGAAACCAUUGCCUCCAACACCUGGACAGAGGCUGCACCCUGGACGAGAAGGACAUCCUGCUCCACCCCCUGUAAAGCCACCUCCUUCCCCUGUGAACAUCAGAACAGGACCCAGUGGCCAGUCUCUGGCUCCUCCCCCACCGCCUUACCGCCAGCCUCCUGGGGUCCCCAAUGGACCCUCAAGCCCCACCAAUGAGUCAGCCCCUGAGCUGCCACAGAGACACAAUUCUUUGCAUAGGAAAACGCCAGGGCCCGUCAGAGGCCUUGCACCUCCUCCACCCACCUCAGCCACCCCCUCCUUGUUGAGUAACAGGCCACCUCCCCCAGCCCGAGAGCCUCCUAGCAGGGGAGCAGCUCCCCCGCCCCCACCGCCCAUGAUCCGAAAUGGUGCCAGGGAUGCUCCCCCUCCUCCCCCACCUUACCGGAUGCAUGGGUCAGAGCCACCAAGCAGAGGAAAGCCCCCACCUCCACCCUCCAGGACACCAGCUGGGCCGCCCCCUCCCCCACCACCCCCCUUGCGGAAUGGCCAUAGAGACUCCAUCACCACUGUCCGCUCCUUCUUGGAUGACUUUGAAUCCAAGUACUCCUUCCAUCCAGUGGAGGACUUCCCUGCUCCAGAAGAAUAUAAACAUCUUCAAAGAGUAUACCCCAGCAAAACAAACCGAGCUGCCCGUGGAGCCCCACCUCUCCCACCCAUUCUCAGGUGAAGCUUGGCGUAGUCCUGCUCCUCAGGAAAAGGAUGGACCUCCUCUUCUCAGAUGGCCUCCCAACCCUAAUCCCUGCAUGAGAGCUCCUGCAGUGUUUCUCCAGUGCAGCCAACCCAGGCUCUGAGCAUCCUCCAGCCCAGCUCCAUCUAUGCAUCUCCUCUCUGGACUCGGUGAUUGGACUCUUUCUAUUGGCAGUAGGGUCUACUCCCAUCUCCACCUUCUUCCAGCAAGCCCUGCUAGCCAGAGGAGGAGAAAGCUUCCACGCCUCCUGCUUUCUUCCAGGGAAAGGUGCCUUGUUGUGGUGAAUGGACUCACAUUGGGCAGGGCAGAAAGUGUAACCCCUGUCUCUGUCAUUCACCGAGGGCGAAGUGUGGUGUGUGCAUUAUAGCCCAUAGUUUAGGAGGUUGGUGUGGCCAGAACUUCUGAGGAGAGGUGUUCCAUGAUGCAGGGAGGGGGUUUGCAGAGAAGUGAUCUGUUUUAAAGGUCGGGUUACAGAAAGGACAAGGACAUGGGUCUUCUUCAUUUUCAAGUGUUUUGGUUUUGUUCUCAUCCCCUUCCCCCAUCCCAAGAGAUGAGCAGUGCAUACACACUAAGUACUGAUCCGCUAACUAAACGGUAAAGGGCACGAAGCAACGGAGGGUCAUUUCAGAGCCAGUCAGCUCUUGUGCAGCUAAGGGCCAGGGCUGUCCGAGCUCUGGGACCUCCUGCCCCUUCCCCAGGGUGCUAGGCUGAACUGUGUCCCUUCCCGAUCCCACAAGAGAAGAGCCACUUUGUUGAGGGCAUUGUCUAUUCUCAAGUCACAAACCCUACAGACUUCCUAUAAGACAUGGAAAGAUAGGGCCUUAGCCACAGCCUCCUGAUGGCUUCAGUUUUUUCUGAUUAACCCUGAAGUGGCCAGCAGCCUGAGUCCUUCAGCCCUUGGGGAAAGCUCCAGGGAGACUUAAGAAGGGAACCGAAGCCCUGGCUUCAUGGGAGUGUCUGGCUCUUCAGGGCCAGUAAGGUCUUGGCAGCCUGCUCAUAGCGAGACUCUCACACCCAUCAGACGGCAGGCUCUUCCUGUUUUCUCUGCCACCCACCCAUACCUUACUGAGACUGCAGGGUUUAAGGCCACAGCGUAGAAAAGGGAGCUUCAGGAGGAAUACAGAGUCCUGUAAGCCAAGCACAAAGACAUAGGGAGGCAUGCCGCCCGCCAUCUAGGAGGUGGGUCUUCCCUGGCGGCCAGCAAUACAUCGUUUCUCAGUCUUCCAAGGUGUAGGGAAACAGCACAGGAAGUGGGUGUUCCAACGGAGGCCGCUCUGUUGGCCAGGAAGUGUCUCUUCUCCACUAGCAGUGUGGGGCGCCUGAACUCCACACCCAGAGAAGUUGGUUUCUGACAGUCCUUGACCUGGGCACAAGCUGCUCAGAUCUUACAUCACGGUAGGGAGACCAGGCUGUUCUCUGAGUUGGGUAGGGGAAGCUAGUGAAAAACUUCCAGAUACACCAUGGGGUUAAAUUAUCGUAGGGGCUGUCCUUUUUUUUUUUAUUAUUAUUAUUAUUUUUAUUUUUAUUCUCCGCCCACCCCACUCCACUCCCACCCCCUAAGACAGGGUUUCUCUGUGCAUUCCUGGCUGUCCUGGAACUUAUUUUCUAGACCAGGCUGGCCUCAAACUCAGAGAUCCCCUGUCUCUGCCUCCCAGGUGCUGGGACUAAAGGUGUGCGCCACCACGCUUGGCUCAUAGGGACCUUUCUAAUCUAGUGGACCAUAGGCUAAGGAUCUGUGUGUAAUGCCAGGUCAGACCCAAAUCUUCUAGGACUGGAGAAAGUGGACCUAACUUAGUUCAUUUAUUUAUUGAGUGUUGCCCAUUGCCAGCUCUUGGACCACUUGGACUUUUGGGACAGGCAGUGGUUAGAUCUUACCGGACUUUUAAUUGUUCACUAUUUAUCUUCUUCUCAAAUCUGUUAGCAGUUACGCUCCCAGCAUCCUAACUUGAACAAAGGGAAGAGAGGGAAAAAAAGCUGACACUUGGAGAGUUCCAGGGUAGAUUCUAAUGGUUGAACUGUGAAGUCUUCCCAUUUGUUGUUGAAAUGGGAGCUGAUGCCUUUUGUACAAUGUUAUCAAAGUGUGAAAAUUUUCCCUUACUGAAGCAUAGACCAUCAGAUAUAUGCGUGCGUAUUUAUGUAUGUGUAUAUAUAUAUAUAUGUAUAUACACACACACAUAUAGAUUUGUAUACACACACAUACAUCUACUCACAAAGCCAAACCCGGGCUUUUUGCUUGGGCUGAUGGUACCUUCCUCGACUUGACCUGCCACCCUUUCUAAUCCCCAGAAUCAGACUGUGCCGCGUGGGUAUUGAUGAUAUAUUUUCGUUGUCUUUGCCUGGUGGAACCACCACCAAAAAAAGGCUUGAAUUUAGAUCUACAUGAGUGAGUUUGCUCCUCCAGUUAACGGAUUGUGUUGAUGACACAACCCCUAACUUAAAUGUCUUUGCCUUAUUCAUCAUUUGGUCCUGCUGUUAAUAACAAAUUUAUUAUCAUGUAUAUUUGCUAUUGAAGAUGGGAGUGUGAUCCUCAAAAUUGUUGGUCUGUUUUAUAUAUUGUACACAGCUUGUAAUGCAGGUUUAAGGUAGCCGGGCUGUGAAAACCCUGACACUGUUCCCCUUUAAACUGUCCUUGAUGUCCUCAUGGGAAUGUCGUCUCUUCAGUGGAAGAUUGGGUGGUCUCAUGUUGAGGCUAUUACUUAGUCCCUUUAAUCCCCUUGUCCCCUCCCAAAGGGGAGAGACAUUGCCCAGCUAAGCAGCCAGAAGCUCUGUCACAGCUUUCGUGGUAUUUUUCCCUAGUGGGAAACGCUGGAUGGCUGUUUCUUACUGCCCUGCCCUGUCAGGCGGUGGUUCUGAUUUUCAAAUGAGCUAGAUGCUCCUCUUUCCCUUUCUCCAGUCACCAAACCUGGACCAAAGUACUUCAUAUUCCAGGUGUGGGUUCCUCUCUCCUGGGAUUUGCUGCAGCUGCAGAGCCCUGCCCUUUUCGCAGCCUUGGCCACUUGUGUGAGCCACUAGGGCCAUCCCAGCCUGAUGGACGGGAGGCGGUCCUCACCAGGAAUUCAAUUCAUUCCCUGCCCCCUUUCCUAGCCUAGGCAGAGAAACUAGUCACUGGCCAUUGCCCUGGGGGAAUCCCCUCACGCAGUGGCUUCCCAUCUUAGAACCCGGACUUACCUCCAGGCGGAGGUGAGGGGUGGGGAGUACUGUAAAUAGACUUGCUGCAGAGCAACUCAGGGUUGGGGUAUGUUUGAGUUCUCCUGAUCACUUGAAAACUAAUCUGUAGGCUGAAUGCUUCUGGAGUGUGGGGGAAAUGUGACUCCGGGGUCCUUUGUCCUCUGAGGCUCUGCGGGUGGAGGGUAGGACUUCAGAGGCCCUUUGAUAGCACGGCUGCGCUGUCUGCCCUUCUGGAAACCCAACCUGCCAUCAGCUGUAAAUCAGAUUCUUCACAUUCCAGGUGUAAGCUUUCCCUUCCCUGUGACUCUCAGUCCCUAGCUACAUGGUCAGGGGGACUCUGUUAAACCACCCAAAUUUAGGGAAUGAGAGGGGAGAGAGGAGGCCAUUAGGAGUCUGCCUUCAAGACUCAUUUCUUGAAAACAAAAUGGAAAAAAAAAAAGAUAACCACCUUCAAUCACAGGCAAAAACUAAACCAAGAAAAAAAAAAAAAAAGCAAACAAACCAAAAAACCCAACAGCAACCAUGUAACUGAAGGAAGGGUCUGGUUCCGCUCCAUCCCGUGUUCAUUGUGCCUUUACUUGUGUUAGAUCUCUGUGCUUUCUUCCUCCCCCUCUAUGACGUCAUUAAUUAAAGCCUUCCUUGAUAACCGCUGUUUCCUUUCUGCUCCUGUUUCUUACAGCUUGGUGGGUUUCUUCUCUGAUUGUCUUCCAUCUUACUCGCCUGGUGGCAGAGGGGCUUAGCGCACACACGCACCCUCUUUUUUUUUUUCUAACUUCUCCUUUCCCACAGUUUCCAGCCUGGAAGUUACAGUCAACACUGAGUAAGAGACCAGAGUGAUUGUGUGCAUGUGCGCGUGUGUGUGUCCAUCUGCAUGUGCGUCAGUUUCUUUGAAAAAUAAUUUAUUGUGUGAUUUCCUGUGGAGUUUUUGUUCAGGUUACAGUGCUGCUCCACAAUAGCACGGAUCCCUGUCCCCCUACCCCCGGCAUAAAAUGUAUUAUCUGGUCUCAGGUUGGAUUCCUUGGUACGUUUCUUUCUGUGCAGUUUAUUAAACCUUAAAAGGAAAAAAACAAAAAGGAAAACCUCUGUGUAUUCUUGUCGUGAGCAAUACUGUUUCAAGUGACUGCAGGGAGAGAGGAGGAAACCCCAUGGUCUCCUCUUCUGGACAAACGUGGCAGUUUGAGUUCAGGCUCCCUUAAGAGAGGACCUGUGGGUGGGUGUGGCAGAAACACUUGCAGCUUUCUGGGGCCUUUCUGCCUGUGCGUUUUAUUUUUGUUUUUGUUUUUUGUUUGUUUGUUUGGUUGGUUGGUUUUUCAAGACAGGGUUUCUCUGUGUAGCUCUGGCUAUCCUGGAACUCACUCUGUAGACCAGGCUGGCCUCGAACUCAGAAAUCCGCCUGCCUCUGCCUCCCAAGUGCUGGGAUUAAAGGCGUGCACCACCACUGCCCGGCUGCCUGUGCGUUUUUUAGAAGUCACCCUUUUGGCCUGGCCAACCAGUGAUUCUGUUUUGUAUUUUCUGCUUCAUUCCCCUUGCCUUUCUCUCAAGGAGCCCCAGAGGCUCCUUUCCGUGGGGUCUGUUCCUUGUGACCCCUUAGACUCUGUCUUCCUGUGCCCGUGCUUCCAGGCCGAUUCGCGCCAGACAGUGGAAGAAAAGGUGGGGGCAGGGCCCACAUCUUGUGAAGCUCUGCAUAGUCCUGCUGAUCCUGGAACUCACUGUGUAGACCAGGAUAGCCUUGAACUAGAUCCUCUUGCUUCUUCCUGUGCAAGGUUUGGACCACCACAACUGCCUUUUCAGCCGAGAUCUUAGCCGGUUUUCUUGAGCUUUGACUUUAGGUGUUAAAAUUCUACCAGGCCUCUUUGUUUCUGUGUUUGCCACUGAUAGUAACUGCAGCUGAGUCCACUGAAUUUGACUGCACUUUCACUGAUAGCAGACCAGCCAGUUACUUCCCUCUGGGUUUAUAAUGGGUGUGUGUGUGUAGAUAGCUCUCAAGGAAUCUAGGUAGAUAUAAUGGGGGUGUGUGUCUGUCUGUCUGUCUGUCUGUCUCUUGCUCUCAGGGAAUCUAGAUUAGGAAAACUUGCUGGGGAAAGGUUACUACCAGAGUGGCUGAAUUCCUGAUUAUUUGAUCCAUUAUUGUUAUUAAUAUGAAUAAUAAACUAUUUAUUGAUUUCAUUAUUCUUUCUGACUUAAUAGCCUGCAUUAUGGCAUUUGCUUAAAUGACCCCCAACUUCCAGCCCUGUAAAUGACCUCACUCCGAUAGUAUCGUUGGUCCUUGUGUGUACCUUUGCACAUGCUCAAAGAAAGAUGCCAGACAGGUCUUUCCAGUGUGACUUGAUUCCUGCUCUGUGACCCCGCUUGAGUUAAGUGAUAAGAACACCAGCUUGCUCACUGCUGAUUGCUCAGGCACAGCUGUGUGUGCUGUGAAUGUGUCUCGAGUAUUUCCUGGCCCAGACCAUGAACUGCAACUCGUGGGACGGAAGCUACCUUCCUCUUGCUUGUGAAUUCUCCGCAGAUGGUAAAAUGCCAAUCUCAGGAUCAUGACCACACCAGAGAAGAACUACAAGAAGGCUUUUUCACCUUUGACACCACGGACGCCCAGUCUGAUCUGUUUUUGCACAUAAUUAAAUGUAUUCUUCUACGUUUAUGGCUUUGAGAUUUAAAAGACUGUGUAUGUGCUUUCCAACCAUAAAAAUCAUUCCUGCACACAGUG
This is a messenger RNA of Mus musculus (house mouse), 7589 nucleotides long. It is a transcript of the gene Wipf2, whose product is annotated as WAS/WASL interacting protein family, member 2. NCBI's taxonomy places the organism in Eukaryota, Metazoa, Chordata, Mammalia, Rodentia, Muridae. Gene Ontology annotation, cellular component: cytoskeleton. Gene Ontology annotation, molecular function: actin binding. The coding region runs from base 374 to 1696 and encodes 440 amino acids. The record is from RefSeq and is marked validated. The transcript is spliced from 8 exons.